This is a messenger RNA of Gordionus sp. m RMFG-2023, 2707 nucleotides long. RefSeq names its product muscarinic acetylcholine receptor gar-2-like. NCBI's taxonomy places the organism in Eukaryota, Metazoa, Nematomorpha, Gordioida, Chordodea, Parachordodidae. Gene Ontology annotation, molecular function: neuropeptide receptor activity. Gene Ontology annotation, biological process: neuropeptide signaling pathway. The coding region runs from base 71 to 2470 and encodes 799 amino acids. The record is from RefSeq and is a predicted model, not a curated record. Gene Ontology annotation, cellular component: plasma membrane. The transcript has 4 exons.
AGAUGUCAUUCAAAAUAUUAAGAAAUUUAAUCUUUUUAAUAAAAAGAAGAGCAAAGCUUUUACGCUUUUAAUGGCCAAUGCCAUUUGUGCAGUAUACGCAAAAGAUAUUUUUAACAUAACAGAUUGGACCGGUCCGUCUAACCCCCAGGAGGGCUUUUCUAACGAUUCUUCGAGAUAUUUUUGGAACCAACAAUCAUGGAAUUCUUCUCAACAAACUUUUCUCAUUCCAAAUAUAUCAAUAUUAUCAACAGUCACCACACAUACAUCUUAUCCCCAUUCUGUCACUGACAAAGUUAAGCCCUGGCAAAAAAAUUUUACUCAGAAUUCACCUUCGCACGAACUCAAUCUAACCCAAAUUCUGGGUUCCAAACAAUUGGCGCACAAGGUGCUCAUUCCUAUAACCGUUAUUUAUUCUGUGAUUCUGAUAACAGGGCUGCUGGGAAAUCUACUGACCUGCGUUGUCAUAAUCAAAACAGCGUCAUUGCAUACCGCCACCAAUUAUUAUUUGUUUAAUUUAGCCGUGGCGGAUUUAUUGUCACUCAUCAUAGGUAUGCCACAAGAGCUUUAUUCGAUGUGGAUCCAAUAUCCCUACCCCUUCGGGGAUUUCAUGUGUUCCUUCCGAGCAUUAGUAUCAGAGAUGACUACUUAUUCAUCCAUUCUAUGCAUAACGGCUUUCACAGUAGAACGCUACUUUGCAAUAUGCCACCCUUUCAAACCUCACAUACUAUCAAACCUACAGAGGGUCAUAAAAAUCAUAGUGGGCGUUUGGUGCAUAGCCAUAGUCAAUGCUAUCCCUUACUCCUUGUUCACAAAAAUUAAUUACGUUUGCGACUUCGAAGACAAGCCCAUCAGUGAAUCGGCCUGGUGUGGGGUCCCAUUUUCGAUGAGCCAAGGCAAGUACAUUCCCCUAUUGUUAUGGUCGGCUUUCGCCUUCUUGGUAGUGCCUAUGGCCGUUCUAGUCGUGUUAUAUAUAAAAAUCGGACUCAAAAUAAAAAGGUCCGCACACGCUGAUAUUAUUAUACCUGUUUACAAGCAAAAUCGGAAUUAUCCAAACAUAUUUAAAUAUAACCCGAGAAGGAGUAGGCGUGAUAAAAAGAGCUAUACUUACAAUAAUAGUAUCAUUAGUGAUAUUUCUACGAGCAUCGAUGUUACGAGCAACUGUAACACUGCUAUCAAUUAUCUUACUAAUGAAAAAGGGUUUGAUAUAAUCAAAACAUCUAAUAACAAUAUGGAUAAUGAAGCUAUGGAUGAUGAAAAGAUCCCUAACAUUACCCCUGUUACACCCAUUAAAAGUUAUAUAAUGCAGUUCAGGAAACCCUUAGGAAAACAAAAUUUUCCUAGAUUAAAGGAUCAAAAACAAAAACUAAAAUUUGGAUUCAAAGACUUGCGUCCUUCUGAUGUAAAAUCAAAUCAAAAUCAUGAGGUAAUCGAUUCAAAUAUCAAGAGAAAAGGCAAAAAGUUUACUAAUUGGAGGCAAAAUUUUAAGAGUCGAUUGCAAGUAAACCACAGAAGAGGGAACCACAUACAAAAAUCUUCCAAAAGGUCUAAAUCUUUCAUGCUCAGAUUUAUGAACAUUAAUCAAGAUAUAGGUAACAAACUUUACAAUUCUCACACUUGCUAUGAGAACAGAAGUGCCUCCAAUUCUAAUCACAAAAUAGAUGACGAACAUCUUCCUGCUUCAAACAUAUCUUCCGAAAGCGCUUUAACAAAAAACGCAUCCGAGAUGGAUAUCGAAUCCGAAACUCCUCCUACUUCUAACUCAAGUUAUUAUAAGUCCUCGCAGAACGAAAACAUAAUGGAAUUCAAGCCUAGGCAAGUCAAUAACAAUUUAUUCCAACCUCGAAAUACAAAAGAGAGUUGUGAGAACCAUCAGGUAGAAUCGGGUAUGAACUGUAAUUUCAACAAUUCCAACGGUAUUAGUGUCAUUAAAAACCAUUUGAGCGAAAUUUGCUCUAGUCCCGCUCUCAAAAUGCGCCAGUCGAACGACGUUCCAAAAAUAAAGUUAUCUAGGGUUAAGAGCAAGGAUUCCAAAAUUCCUAAGCGGGAUUCAAUUUUAAAAAUGUCUCGAAAAUUUAUAGUUUACAAAAGGCGACCCAUCAUUUUAUCUUCUAUAACCAAGAGUUACCAAAAAAGGAAUCGUUCAAGAACCGACGCUAUUAAGAUGUUAGUUGCGGUGGUGGUCACAUUUUUCAUAUGCUGGGCUCCUUUCAACGCUCAAAGAUUAUUUUUCGUAUUCGUAAAAGAAUGGACACCGGAAAGAAAGGCAACCUUGGAGAAACUAUACAAUAUCACUGGUUGUCUAUUCUACGCUAAUUCAACAGUCAAUCCAAUUCUUUAUAAUUUGCUCUCUAAAAGGUUCAGAAAUGCCUUCAAAAAUAUCUUAUGCACCUCUUGCCACCCAAAACCAAAGCCAUUAAAAACAGGACUUUUAACGUUUCAUCACAAACCGAUUCACCGAAAUAAUUUUUAAAUGAAAAAAAAAAAGAUUAAAUUUUUAGCUCAAAUAAAUCAAUUUUAAAAAAAUAAAUAAUUUAUAUUAAUUGAUAUAGGUUAUUAUUAUAUAUUUUUUAGUAUAUAAAUUUGCCGCUUUCCCUUUACAAUUUCCCGGUUUUAACAAUAUUAAAAUUUCUAGUCUUUCGGGGAAGCCUCGUGCAAGCAGGUUUUUAUAUUUUAAAAUAUAUGGCAUUCAAAUGAUUAAAAUUUUUUA